Molecule: messenger RNA, 2765 nt
Organism: Camponotus floridanus (Florida carpenter ant)
Lineage: Eukaryota; Metazoa; Arthropoda; Insecta; Hymenoptera; Formicidae
Product: facilitated trehalose transporter Tret1-2 homolog
Exons: 6
Coding region: 1-1617 (538 amino acids)
Biological process (GO): carbohydrate transport; transmembrane transport
Cellular component (GO): membrane
Molecular function (GO): sugar transmembrane transporter activity
Source: RefSeq, a predicted model, not a curated record
AUGACUCCCACUCGUGACAAUGAAGAAAUAGAGGGGCGCUCGUAUAAAGACUAUGCUUACAGCCCUGUACCAGUGAGUUCCUCUUUGGCGGUGUUUGAUACUGCCACCCCUGGCAAAGAAUCUGUGGAGCUGAGUACAGAGCGUGGCGAAGAAUCGUAUAGAACAUCAUUCCGCAUUGUUGACAAUCAUCAUCCCGAAAAUAUGGCGGAAAAAGGUUCCAAGUUCGUCCAGUUCCUGGCCGCGGCGGCAGGCAAUAUAUGUAUCGUGGCGACUGGUGCGAUGUUGGCAUGGACGAGUCCGGUCCUUCCCAACUUGGAGCAAGAUGGUGGACCUCUGGGGUCGAAAAUCACUAGUGAACAAAGUUCGUGGAUAGCAUCUCUAAUGGCUCUCGGUACAAUCCCCGGUAGUUUCAUAGCAGGAUAUCUCGGAGAAAGAUGGGGUCGCAAACGAACAGCAUUAUUUGCCGUCGUACCAUUUUCAAUUGGAUGGGCGUUAGUUGCUACGGCAAGUCACGUUGCUCAGCUUUAUGUCGCGCGACUAAUAUUUGGAUUUGCUCUGGGUAUUCCAUUCACGAUUCUACCUAUGUAUUGUGGUGAAAUCGCUGAGACUUCCAUUAGAGGAGCGUUGGGCUCUUUUCUUCAGCUCUUUAUAACAAUUGGAUUGUUGUAUUCUUACGCUAUCGGGCCCUUCGUCAGUUACACAGUCUUUUGGAUCCUCUGUGCUAUUCUGCCAGUACUCUUCUUUGUCUGCUUUGUAAUGAUGCCAGAGUCUCCGUAUUUUCUUCUCAGCAAAGGCCGCAGAGAAGAAGCGAUCGCAACUUUAGCAAAGCUCCGAAGUAAAUCUGAAGGAGCUGUCCAGAAAGAAGCCGACGAAAUGCAGGCAAUAAUUGAUGAGGCUUUUAGAGAUCAAGUUAGCAUUUCAGACCUAUUUAAGGUGAAAGCUAAUUUAAAGGCCCUUAUCUAUACCUGUGCCUUGGCUUCCUUCCAACAGCUUACUGGUAUCAAUGUCGUGCUAUUUUAUAUGCAAAGUAUCUUCAUUGCUGCUGGAACCUCCAUCCCAACGGAACAAGCACCAAUUAUUAUUGGUGUCGUGCAAGUAAUAGCAUCUGCAAUAACACCCUUUGUCGUGGACAAGGCGGGUAGAAGAAUGCUUCUCGUUUUCUCUGGCAUUGGAGAAACAAUCAGUUUGAUUGCUCUGGGCUUGUAUUUUUACCUAAAAGAAGUGCAACACGCGGAUGACGUGGUGGCGCAAAUAUCCUGGCUGCCGAUAGUCGCGCUCAUCAUUUACAUCUCCACUUAUAGUGUAGGUUGGGGCCCGCUUCCCUGGGCUGUGAUGGGCGAAAUGUUCGCCUCAAAUGUCAAGGCCAAGGCCUCCGGCAUAACGGUUUCUGUCUGCUGGUUCCUGGCCUUCUUGGCCACCAAGUUCUCCAAAAAUUUGGAGACUGCGUUCGGCAAUUACGUGCUUUUCUGGAUGUUCGGCGCAUUCUGUAUCCUCAGCAUUCUUUUCACAGUAUUCCUAUUGCCAGAAACGAAAGGCAAAAGCUUGAAACAAAUCCAGAACGAACUCAACGGAGAGACUUCGGCCAGCCUAGAUAUGGAGAACGGCUUGAAAAAAUGAAGAAAAAACACUAUCUAUCAUUCUAAUGAAUGACACCUGGUGAGCGAUACCUUAAAGAGAUUAGAUACUCUGUUAUUUAUACAUUAGAAAUUAUUUUCUCGUUAAAAUACAUGAUAAAUUUUUAUAUUUUUAUGACGCGUAAAAGGGAUUUCAUAUUCUUUAAGAUAAAGAGAAAUUAAGAAGAGCUCAAUAAUGUCACAAUAGGUCGGAUUAACAUGUGUGCCUACUAUUCUACUGCCAGACUUAUAAAAAUAUAAAUGCAUAUUUUUAAGUCUUAUUCAGCCUGUUAUUAAUGCUGGAUUAUAGAGAAACGUGAUUAAUAAAUAAAGUAUAACCGGAUGAUUCAAUGACCAAAUAAAUUAUGAAAGAUUUAAAAUGUUCAACACAUUUAAAAAAUUCAUUAAACAAAGAUUGAUAGAUUCCAUUUCUUUUCGUAUAUGUAUAGAUAAUUAUUGCCUUUAAUACAUGAGCCUGAAAAAACUUCAUCUUCGGAAAAUGUUACGUAAUUUUAGAAUUAAACAUAUAUAAUAGAAGUUAUAUUGUAACAGAUUUAUAAAUAUUUUCGCAUUGAUACUUGGAUACAUUUAAAUAUUAGAUUGUUUACCAAGUAUAGAAAAAAAUUAUGUGAUAUGUUAGUAAUCGCUCCUGUAAACAUUUUUCAGCAAGUUCCUGUCUAGCCCGUGAUUAGAAAACGUCGUAAUAAAGUAAUAAUUAUCCAACUUUCUUAUUUUUUAUUGAAUUUUCAUAGUAUUACAUUUUGACUGUAGAUGUAAAGCAAGAUAAAAAAUAAAAGGAUUACUCUUACGACGUAUUUCUCGUUCACAAGUGAAAGACUAGUCAUUUCGUAACAUAUCUAUAUAGAAAAAAUAUAAUUGUUCAAUAACAUCGGAAAUUGAUCGAAUUAUUAUUAUAUCGUUGAGACUAAAGAUAAAGACUAGAACUGUCUAAUAAACUGAUGAAUUAUGUAGCGAUUAAAAAAGAUAAAAAUAUAUAAAGCAACUUUGUUGUUAUUAAUAAAUGUUGACAACAACAAAGUUGUUAUCGAUAUAUUUAAUUACAACAAAACAUAACUCUUCCAUUUUGUGCAUACACUAUAAAUCAUUAUAAAGAGUGUAGGUAACGAAAAAUAAUAUUUAAAAAUGCCGUAU